AUAAAAGGGCCGGCCAGGCGGCGGUGACCCACCGUGGAGUUGGAGACGUCCAAGAGUCAAGAUGUUGGGAGUCCUGCUGCUCUUCUGCCUUGCAGUGCUGGGCCAUGCUGAACGGCCAACUUUACUCAUGGAUCUGGACGAACGAGUGGUGGGAGGAGAGGAAGCCCGCCGGAACUCCUGGCCAUGGCAGAUCUCGCUCCAGUACAUGUCAGGCAGCUACUGGUACCACACCUGUGGAGGGACUCUGAUCAAGACCAACUGGGUGAUGACUGCGGCUCACUGUGUCGACAGAUCGAUGACUUUCCGCGUGGUGCUCGGCGAUCACAACAUCAAUAGCAACGAUGGCACCGAGCAGUACAUCGCCGUGCAGAGGGUCUUCGUCCACCCCUACUGGAACAGCAACAACGUGGCAGCCGGGUACGACAUUGCAGUGCUGAAGCUGGCAUCGGCCGCCACUAUCAACUCCUACGUCCAGCUGGGGGUGCUACCAGCCAAUGGGCAGAUCCUUUCCAAUAACUAUCCCUGCUACAUUUCAGGCUGGGGGAUGACCAGAACUAAUGGGCAGAUUUCCCCCACACUCCAGCAGGCCUACCUGCCCGUGGUGGACUAUGCAACAUGCUCUAGAAGCAACUGGUGGGGCUCUACCGUGAAGAGCAGCAUGGUGUGUGCUGGUGGAGACGGCGUGAGGUCCGGCUGCCAGGGGGAUUCCGGUGGACCACUGAACUGCCAGGUCAGCGGAAGAUACCAGGUCCAUGGAGUGACCAGCUUCGUCUCAGCCAGUGGCUGCAAUGUCCAGAUGAAGCCAACGGUGUUCACACGGGUCUCGGCCUACAUUAACUGGAUAGAGGAAACCACCUCCAGGAACUGAGGCUGACUGACCGCCACGCUGGAUUGAAAAAACAAACAGAAAAGCGGCACCAUUUCAAUAAACGGUUUGCAUGUCA
Molecule: messenger RNA, 944 nt
Organism: Polypterus senegalus (gray bichir)
Lineage: Eukaryota; Metazoa; Chordata; Cladistia; Polypteriformes; Polypteridae
Product: chymotrypsin-like elastase family member 1
Exons: 8
Coding region: 62-868 (268 amino acids)
Biological process (GO): proteolysis
Molecular function (GO): serine-type endopeptidase activity
Source: RefSeq, a predicted model, not a curated record